Messenger RNA from Yarrowia lipolytica CLIB122, 1353 nucleotides. RefSeq lists its product as uncharacterized. Gene Ontology annotation, molecular function: acyltransferase activity, transferring groups other than amino-acyl groups. The record is from RefSeq and is a predicted model, not a curated record. NCBI's taxonomy places the organism in Eukaryota, Fungi, Ascomycota, Dipodascomycetes, Dipodascales.
AUGUCCAACCCUGUUUACGUUGCCGGUGUCGGCAUGACCAAGUUCAUCAAGCCCCGAGAUCUGAUGGGCUACGAGGAGAUGGGUCUCGAGGCCGCCGUCAAGGCUCUUCUUGAUGCCGGAAUCACUUACGACAAGGUCGAGCAGUGUGUUGCUGGCUACGUCUAUGGAGACUCUACCUCCGGCCAGCGGGUUGUCUACCAGCUCGGUAUGACCGGUAUCCCCGUCAUGAACGUCAACAACAACUGUUCCACUGGAUCCACAGCUCUUUUCAUUGGUUCUCAGCUCAUUAAGGCCGGUGUCCUCGACUGUGUUCUCUGUGUUGGAUUCGAGAAGAUGGAGCCUGGAUCUCUCGGUACCAAGUGGACCGACCGAGUGUCCCCCAUGGACAAGUCCAUGCAGAUGAUGUUUGACAUUGAGGAGCAGUCCGAGGCCGGUCUUGUCUGCCAGCUGUUCGGUAACGCCGGAAAGGCCUACAUCAACAAGAACAACGGUAACCCCGAGUGUCUCGACCGAAUUGCCCAGGCCAACCACGAGCACUCUUCUCGAAACCCCUACUCCCAGUUCCAGACCGUGUACACCCUGGAUCAGAUCAAGAACGCCCCCAAGGUCCACAACCUUACCAAGCUGCACUGCUGCCCCACCUCCGACGGUGCUGCUGCCGUCGUCAUCUGUUCCGAGAAGUUCAUCAAGGAGAACCCCCAUCUCCAGAACCAGGCCAUUGAGAUUGCCGGUAUUGCUAUGGCCACCGACACCCCCAAGCUUUUCUCCAAGGACUCCAUUGAGCUUGUGGGCUCUGACAUGACCCGAAAGGCUGCCCAGGACGUGUUCAAGCAGGCCAAGAUGACCCCCGAUGAUGUCCAGGUUGUCGAGCUGCACGACUGUUUCUCUGCCAACGAGCUUGUCUCCAUUGAUGCCAUGGGUCUGUGCAAGCCUGGCACUGCCUGUGACUUUGUCAUGAACGGUGACCACACUUACGGCGGCAAGUACGUCAUCAACCCCUCUGGAGGACUCAUUUCCAAGGGUCACCCUCUCGGUGCCACUGGUCUUGCUCAGUGCUCAGAGCUGGUCUGGCACCUGCGAGGCUGGGCCGACAACCGACUGGUCAAGGACACCAAGGCUUGUCUUCAGCACAACGUUGGUCUUGGUGGCGCUGUCGUCAUGGCCGUCUACAAGCGACCCGACUUCUACAAGGAGGGUGGUGAGAACGGAAAGACCCGACUGGGUUACAACCCUGCCACCGAGGCCCGGCGAAUCUCUGUCGAUGACCUCAACAAGGUUAAGGCCAAGCCUUACGCCGACUUCAUGGUCGAGGACAACCGAAUUGAGGAGAUUCGACUCGACUCCAAGCUUUAA